ACAGGUGUGGUUGUUUCUGCGGGUGCUGGACGCGGUGGAAAGCAGCCGGAUAGAAAUCUGUAAAGAUGGCUUCAGCAACAGCGACCUACGGGCAGAAGGAGUCCUCGGACCAAAACUUUGACUAUAUGUUCAAGAUCCUGAUCAUUGGCAACAGCAGUGUGGGCAAAACCUCCUUCUUGUUCCGCUACGCUGAUGACUCCUUCACGCCAGCCUUCGUCAGUACAGUGGGCAUAGACUUCAAGGUGAAGACCAUCUACAGGAACGAUAAGAGGAUCAAGCUACAGAUCUGGGACACGGCGGGUCAGGAGCGUUACCGCACCAUCACCACAGCCUACUACCGAGGAGCCAUGGGCUUCAUCCUCAUGUAUGACAUCACCAACGAGGAGUCCUUCAACGCCGUCCAGGACUGGUCGACUCAGAUAAAGACGUACUCGUGGGACAACGCCCAGGUGCUUCUGGUUGGAAACAAGUGUGACAUGGAUGACGAGCGAGUGGUGAGCGGAGACAGAGGUCGGCAGCUGUCUGAACACCUCGGUUUUGAGUUCUUUGAGGCCAGCGCCAAAGACAACAUCAAUGUGAAGCAGACCUUUGAGCGUCUGGUCGACAUCAUCUGUGAAAAGAUGUCAGAGAGCCUGGAUGCAGGUGACCCUGCCGUCACAGGGGCCAAACAGGGGCCCCAGCUGACAGAGCAGCCUGCUCCUCCUCACCAGGACUGUGCAUGUUAAAGCUGACUACUCCCCCCUUCUCCUCCCUUGUCCUCUUUUUCCUCCUUUCAGCUGGACCCCAGGGCCUCGAGUCUGUACAUCAUAAUCCUUCUUACUCACUAUCCCGCUUAUUUCUGUAAAUUAGUAAUGAUCAUUGGCUGCGGGGCGCAAGAACCAGGUUUCAAAUUGUCUGAAAUGCUCUGAGGUGAUGUCCAUGUAAAGGAGUUAAAAAGGUGUCGGGGUUCCUCUUGAUCAGUGCCGGUCUGAUGCCAAAGUUACUUCAGUAAGUGUUUCAGACACUUUGCAUCCUCGGCUCUUGGAGGUCAUCAUCUGUUUCCCCUGUUCCUGUUCCUCAGUGUGGUUUUACAAGAAGGAUUUGACGGCGUCCAAGUGCCAUUUAAAUCCUUCAGAUGUUUACAGUACUUUGUUUCAUGUCAGUCAAAUGUCUUGAAAAGAUGUCAGCUUCGGUUUAUGGUGUACAACAGGGCCACCGUUUCUUAUACCAUUCAGGAUCCCCACAGAAUCAAACAUCUGAGUCUCAUUUCUUGUCUCACCUUGUAUCUAAACACAGAUACUGUAAGUAUUAGCAAGUGAUUUGUUUUCAUAAUCCAUCUGAGCCUUUUUCAUUUGGCCUUGUUUUGUGUUUUUGUAUUUCUUUUUCUAAUAAUCUAACGCCCCGUUUAUUCUUUUCAUACAUCAAACACUGGGUGGGGGAAAUUAUGAACAAUAUAGAGCUAGGUGAAAAAAAAAAAGCAAAAAACAAAAAGACACAUUUUAUUUAAUUAUAUUUAUUUCAACUGUACAUAUACAUGUUGUGCAAUAUAUAUAAAUAUAUAUUAUAUCUACAGGUAUGCAUAUCUGAAAAUGAAUUUUAAUGGAAUGAAGUUCAAUAAGGAAAAGUGUGAAAAGAGAGAGUCUGUGAUGCAAAAUCAAACACUUCCUGCUUAGGAAAAAAGCAGUGAAAUUACCCUUUAAAUCUGAACUACAAGUUGAAAAGUCAGCCUUCAAAUCCAAGCUUAUAAAAAGUAAAAGUGGCUCUAAUAUUAUGGCUGAGUCUGAACUUAAGAGAAGCUUUUGGCAGGAGAUAUUAAUGCAGGCGUGAAAGUCUUGAGGUUGAAACGUUGUGAUUUUAACAACUCAUUUUACCAGUAUGUAACUUCAGACUCUGUUGCAGCAAACUUUAAGGCCUGCAUGUAUCAUUAGUUCAAUAAAUAAUCCUUCUCUUAUAGUACACGAGUAGUACACGAGAGUUUUAAGGGAUACAUGUUGCUUGAUUUGACCGUUUUUGUGGUGUUUUGCCUUUUUCUGACUGUUAAACCCCAUUCAGUGAGUGUAAACAUCAGGUAGAGGUGAAUCACAGUAAGACGGACAUCUGUUGGCCAGUAGAAUUUGCGUGUCUGUUAUGAGGAUUCAUCAACAUUCAUCUGGAUUAAGACACACUUCUUUGUAUGGAUUAUAUCUGUUAUCACUCUUUUAAAUCAUAUCGACUAGUGAUUUAAAAAUCCUGACAUCCGACUUCUUCAUAAACUCCAGUAUAGCUGGUGAUGUUGUUUUUAGCACUCUUUAUGUGACAUGAAAAGUCAAAAUUUACCAUGUAACAAAGUGUGGAGGCUGAAAUCGCCAUAGGAUAUGUCACUAUUGAGGUUCUCUAUCUAGUUUAGGGUCAUUUCAGAAGUUUUUUCUUUGUUUUAAGUCCAGUGCACUGCAGUUUUUCUGUUUCUGUAGCAUCACUCACUCUGGCAGAGCAGCAUUAUCAUGCUACCAAAACUCAAAAUAUUUGCACAGUGCAGAUAUUCAAAUCUGUGAUAAAAAAGUGUUGAAGUGAUUUAAAAAACUGUAUUUGGGUUUGUUGUGGGAAAGGCCACUGAUGUUAGUCAUGAAAAGCAUCUAUAAUUAUAUAAAAUCAAGCUUCAAAAUCAUGAAAAUGAGACUCUAUGAUGGAGUGGGCAUGCCGGUUGAAUGAGUCAAAGCCACACUCAUUUACAAGAAACUUGUAAAUUUAAAAUAAAAAAAGAAAUGCUACAACCUGACUGAAGGAAUCAUCCGUCAGCUCUACUAAGCCUGUCAGCUCUCUGUGUCAGCCACCAGAGAAGCAGUCACAUUUAUGUCAUGACAGGCAGACAGUUUAGAGCUAAAAAGUCUCCGUUUCACUUUCUCAUCCUCUGUUUACUUCAGGUAUUCCUUACAGCUCAUUUUCUCAGUUAUUUGAAGUUAUGUCUCUUUCCCAUUUAUGAAACGUCUUUGUUAAAUUGCUGCUGAAACGUUCUUUUUCCUGAUGUUGCUCUUCAAAAUAAAAGUCUUGACUUGGCAGGUAAAGAACGUGUCUAUCAUCGAAAACAUUUCUAAUCCUUAGCACCGCAGCACUAAGAGACAUGGGGUUAAAAUGUUUCUGCUUGUAGAGAAACAGCCAGUCUGCUUCUUUUAAUUAUGCAGGGCUAAAGUAAAAAAUGGAUUAAAACACACCUUCAGCAAAUAAGAUGUUCCUGACUGUGAACUCUGGUCAGAGCGCAGCUGCCUGGCUCGGUGCCAGAGCAGAGAGAUUGAAGUUGGGGAUUAAAUUUACUGUUUUCUGGCACGGAUUUCUCCUGUUUAUUACUUUUAAUGACCCGUCAGCCCUGAACCCAGGCUGUCCACUUUGAGGAUAGCAGCCUUUGUACAUGGGGCAUACAGAUACAACCACUAGACUACCAGUGCCCCAAAGUACUUAUUUCUGCUUUUGCACCAGGACCUGGAUUAAAACCUGUGACAAGUGUGCAAGGACUCUGUUAAUGGGUCGCUGCUCUACUAUCCAAGCUAAACUGGGGCCCAUAAGUAAAGUAUUUUAACUCUGAUAAUCAACUGAACUAGCUUCCAAUGUAUUAGUUAUAUCUAAAAAUAAGAUAUUUAUCUAAAAAUAAGAUAUUUAUCUGGCCCUAUGAGGUGCUUUUUGCUUAUAUAUAUAUAUAUAUAUAUAUAUAUAUAUAGUAUAUUUAAGUAUAUAGUAUCGUAUAAGUACAUAUUUUGCUCAGGAAUUAGCCAAAUGCCUUUGUUCAGAUUUGACUUUUAGGUGUGUAAAGUUGUUUUAAUUCAUUUCAAACUGGCCUGCAGGGUAUUUAUUUUUCCACUUAACCACCUGUUGCUGUGGAAGUAGUUGGAUUUGGCUUUACAAGCCAGAAUAAGCAGUAUGACAGGGUCAAACAAUCCUAAUAAAACAAGCUUUGUGUACUGAAGUACUUUGAGACUAAUUUCAUGUUGCAGUGGUUCCAGGUUUGCUGGUUGACUACACUGGGCAUGGAUCACAGUAAACAGCAAAUGAUGAAUUAAGAUGGCAAAAACAGAUUGAGAGGGCAAAGCACCAUAAAAACCAUAAUGACCGUCAGCUUGUGGACUUUUAGUGAUGACAGAAAAUCUGCAUAAGAGGUUUUUUUUUUUAAAUUAUGGGUACAUAAAUGAGCUUUUAUUCAACCUGAAACCACAGACAAGCAACCUGUCUAUGAAUAUGUUAGAAAGAGGUCCCUAGUCAGACUGGAAAUGUUUAGAGAAAGAGAGUGAUGAUGAUGGAAAACCUGUUCUGAUCCUGUGUUUAUAUUUCACUUCUUACUGGUUGUGACUGUUUCUUUUCCAGUACAAUCCAAACUUUGAAACUGUUCUCCUUUCUAAAACGUCUUCCUCUCUAUAUAAACCAGAUCUGUAAAUACUGUAUCUUUGAGUCAUAUGUGUGUAUUGUGUUGUAUUGACUCAGGCUUGCAAGAGAGAAAAAAACCCCAGUAAAAAUAGACAGUUAAAGAAAAAAAGAGCCAUGUUGUUCUGUAUCUGCAUUCAUUUUUAGGCCUGCUUGUGAAUGAAUGUGUCACUCUGUUACAAAGCAAUACACACUACAGUAUCUACACUAAAAAAAAGAAAUGCCAUCAGCUUGGUAGAGGUUGCCGACUUUAGAUCUUCUACUAGCACGCAGAAACAUGUUGGUCUCGUGUCACUGCCUCAACAAAUCCUCCUCAGUUUGGGCCAUUAAGACGAGAGAAUAUGCUGUGGAUGUUUUUAUCUGUACUUUGUGGUAAAACAA
This is a messenger RNA of Cheilinus undulatus (humphead wrasse), 4746 nucleotides long. It is a transcript of the gene rab3ab, whose product is annotated as RAB3A, member RAS oncogene family, b. Gene Ontology annotation, biological process: protein secretion; maintenance of presynaptic active zone structure; axonogenesis. Gene Ontology annotation, cellular component: synaptic vesicle; endosome; plasma membrane. Lineage: Eukaryota; Metazoa; Chordata; Actinopteri; Labriformes; Labridae. Gene Ontology annotation, molecular function: GTPase activity; GTP binding. The transcript has 5 exons. Bases 66 to 725 code for a protein of 219 amino acids. The record is from RefSeq and is a predicted model, not a curated record.